Cladophialophora carrionii CBS 160.54 is the source of this 1707-nucleotide messenger RNA. RefSeq lists its product as uncharacterized. Gene Ontology annotation, cellular component: endosome. Gene Ontology annotation, molecular function: phosphatidylinositol binding. NCBI's taxonomy places the organism in Eukaryota, Fungi, Ascomycota, Eurotiomycetes, Chaetothyriales, Herpotrichiellaceae. The transcript has 3 exons. Gene Ontology annotation, biological process: retrograde transport, endosome to Golgi; protein retention in Golgi apparatus. The coding region runs from base 1 to 1707 and encodes 568 amino acids. The record is from RefSeq and is a predicted model, not a curated record.
AUGCAUGGCUCAGAUCAUGGAAGUGAUAUACUGACCUCUAUAUCAGACACUCCCGCUACGAAACCUCCGUCCUCCAGCGGCCCCCGACCUCCCUCGUCCCGGAAGAUCCCCGCCCGCAAGGUCGAAGUCCAGCCGACGAAGCUUGAAGCUGUGGAUGAUGCUCUGGACCCCCUCGGGCCUUUAGGAGGCGCCGACUCAGCCCCCGCAGCACCGUCGAUAUCUGCAGAUCAGGCACCGACGCCUCCGAGGAAGGAGCUCAGUGCAAGAGUCAACCGCCAGCCAUCUGGCGCGGCCGCGGGGCUAGCCGGCGCAGAAUAUGAAGAUACCACACUUCCACUCGGUAGACCGAAGGGUCCGCCUCCUGUGCAACCUCAAGCAGCGUCGCCUAUGCGGCAGACACCGUCUAGCGUGAGCAUCGAACAAGCCGCCAAACCCACCUUCGACAUCCUCGUGGGCGACCCGCAUAAGGUGGGAGAUCUGACUAGCAGUCACAUUGUUUAUCAAGUCCGGACAAAGACAACAUCAAAAGCAUACAAGCAGCCCGGGUUUACUGUUUCGAGGAGAUAUCGAGAUUUCUUGUGGCUAUAUAACUCACUACACAACAAUAAUCCCGGUGUGGUCGUCCCUCCACCCCCCGAAAAGCAAGCUGUCGGUCGGUUUGACACGGAGUUUGUUGAAUCCCGGCGGCAGGCGUUGGAACGAAUGCUGAACAAGACUGCUGCUCACCCGAUACUGCAACACGAUGGCGACCUCAAAAUCUUCCUCGAAAGCGAUGCUUUCAAUGUCGACGUCAAGAACAAGGAAAACCGAGAACCAGAUUUGGGUCAGAACAAGGGUAUGCUGAGUGCCAUUGGGAUCAACGUGGGCUCUUCUAGCGGUAAAUUUGUCGAGCACGAUGACUGGUUCCAUGACCGGAAGAUCUACCUCGACGCCUUGGAAAAUCAGCUCAAGGCGCUCCUGAAAGCCGUCGACACCGUUGUGGAACAGAGAAAGGGGCUCGCGGCCGCAGCAGGAGAGUUUUCAGUGUCUCUUAACAGCUUGGCACAGGUCGACCUUUCCCCCGUGUUCUCCGGUCCUCUGCAGAGUCUGUCGGAUGUUCAGAUGCGUAUAAAGGAGCUCUACGAGAGACAGGCUCAGCAAGAUGUUUUGACGCUGGGAAUCACAGUUGACGAGUACAUUCGGCUUAUUGGCAGCGUGAAGCAGGCCUUUUCCCAAAGACAAAAGGCCUUCCAUUCAUGGCACGCCGCGGAAAGCGAACUCGCGAAGCGUCGAAGCGCACACGAGAAACUUCUAAGGCAAGGAAAGAGCCAGCAAGACAAGCUCAAUGAAGUGGGUGCCAGCGUGAGUGACGCAGAAAAAAGAGCGCAUCAAGCUCGGUUGCUCUUUGAAGACAUGGGCCGGCUGAUGAGGGGAGAACUGGAGAGAUUUGAGCGCGAGAAAGUCGAAGACUUCAAGAGCGGUGUGGAAACGUUCUUGGAGGGCGCCGUCGAGGCGCAGAAAGAGCUUAUCGAGUUGUGGGAGACCUUCUUACUGCAGAUGGACACGGAAGACGAAGCUCCUCUGAAGGGUCAGCCAGCACCGGAUGAACCUGCGGCUACGGAGCACGCUCAAUCACAGGGCCAGCUCGGUGAAAGCGAAGCGGGUGAGACUCAAGAGGCUGCCGCACCUGCCACCGCGACCGACGUGGCCCUCGAACAGGAUGCUUAG